Corvus hawaiiensis (hawaiian crow) is the source of this 4266-nucleotide messenger RNA. It is a transcript of the gene MMP17, whose product is annotated as matrix metallopeptidase 17. The coding region runs from base 401 to 2170 and encodes 589 amino acids. Lineage: Eukaryota; Metazoa; Chordata; Aves; Passeriformes; Corvidae. Gene Ontology annotation, molecular function: metalloendopeptidase activity; zinc ion binding. Gene Ontology annotation, biological process: extracellular matrix organization; proteolysis; collagen catabolic process. The record is from RefSeq and is a predicted model, not a curated record. The transcript has 10 exons. Gene Ontology annotation, cellular component: extracellular matrix.
UCCUGCGGCCGGCCGCAGAGGGGUGCAUGGCAGCGGCUCCCGUUGCCGAGCCGCGCUCUGCUCCGCGCCAGCGUCCGCAGCAACUUUGCCGCUCCGCAGGCUGCGGAAGCGGGGCGAUGUGACAGCGCACCCGGCGGCGGAGCCUCCCCUGCAGCGCGGACCAGCGCGGAGCGGAGUCCUCCCAACCUCCCUCCUCGGCGGGGCGGAGCGGAGCCCCCCCCCGCCUCCAUCCUCGGCGGAACAGCGCGGAACGGAGUGGAGCCCCUCGCCUCUCUUCCUCCUUCCCUGCCUCCCUCCCUCCCCGGCGGCGGCCGCAGCCCGGGGCGGGAGCGCGGAUGCGGCGCGGAGCCCGGCGGAGCCCAUCGCGGGGCCGGGGCCGGGCGGCGCGAAGAGCGGGGGGAUGCUGAGCCUCGCCUCCCGGCACCGCGCCCGCCGCCGGGAGAUGCUCCUCGUGCUCGCUCUGUGGCUGGCGUGGCAAGAAGCGCCCGCGGCGCCGACCCCUGCGGCGGAGGACAUCACCCGGGGAGUUGACUGGCUGACAAAAUUUGGGUAUCUGCCUCCUCCGGACCCUGUCACAGGGCAGCUGCAGACGCAGGAGGAGCUCACCAAGGCCAUCACUGCCAUGCAGAGGUUCGGAGGGCUUGAGGCCACAGGAGUCCUAGAUGAAGCCACCCUGGAGCUGAUGAAGACCCCUCGCUGCUCUCUGCCCGACCUCAGCAUUGCAGAGACCAGGAGGAAGCGAUUUGCCCAGGCUGUCACCAAGUGGAGCAAAAGGAAUUUGUCCUGGAGAGUUCGCACCUUCCCAAAAGAGUCCCACCUGGGCCACGACACUGUCCGAGCCCUGAUGUAUUAUGCCCUGAAGGUCUGGAGUGACAUCACCCCGCUGAAUUUCCAUGAAGUGGCAGGAAACAAUGCUGACAUCCAGAUAGACUUCUCCAAGGCAGAUCACCAUGAUGGCUAUCCCUUCGACGGGCCUGGUGGGACGGUGGCACAUGCUUUCUUCCCUGGAGACCAUCACACAGCAGGGGACACUCAUUUUGACGAUGACGAAUAUUGGACCUUCCGAUCAUCAGACACUCAUGGGAUGGACCUAUUUGCUGUAGCUGUCCAUGAGUUUGGCCAUGCCAUUGGCUUGACCCACAUCUCUGCCAUAGAGUCUAUCAUGAGACCCUACUACCAAGGUCCAGUGGGGGAUCCUCUGAAGUACGACCUGCCUUACGAGGACAAAGUCCGGAUCUGGCAACUCUAUGGAGUCAGGGAAUCUGUGUCCCCCACAGCCAAGCCUGAAGUAAGUGAAACAGAUGACCAUCCAAUCCUGCCAGAGCUGCCAGAGAACCGCUCCACUGUCCAGCUCAGGCGGGAUGUGCCCAACAGGUGCAACACGCACUUCGAUGCAGUGGCCCAGAUCCGAGGAGAGGCUUUCUUCUUCAAAGGCAAGUACUUCUGGAGACUGACUCGCAAUAAGCACUUGGUCUCCCUCCAGCCGGCUCAGAUCCACCGUUUCUGGCGGGGCUUGCCGCUCAACCUGGACAGCCUGGAUGCAGUCUACGAGAGAACCAGUGACCACAAGAUUGUCUUCUUCAAAGGAGACAGAUACUGGGUCUUCAAAGACAACAACGUGGAGGAAGGGUACCCGCGGCCCAUUUCGGACUUUGGCCUGCCCCUGGGAGGAAUCGACGCCGCUUUCUCUUGGGCUCACAAUGACAAGACUUAUUUCUUUAAGGACAAUCUCUACUGGCGCUACGAUGACCAUGAGCGGAGGAUGGACCCCGGCUAUCCUUCGGCGGCCAUCCUGUGGAAGGGAAUACCCAGCCCUUUAGAUGAUGCCAUGAGGUGGUCAGAUGGUGCAAGUUACUUCUUCAAGGGCAAGGAGUACUGGAAGGUGCUGGACAGCGAGCUGGAGGUGCACCCCGGGUACCCACAGUCCAUCGCCAGGGACUGGCUGGUGUGCACUGACAUGCAGGCUGAUGCCCCCGAGGCAGCCGGGAGCAGCAGGACUGGGGCGCGCUCCAGGCCGGGGCAGCACGACGAGAGCCGCUCGAAGAAUGGUUACGAGGUCUGCUCCUGCACCUCGGGCACCCCGUCCCUGUGCCCUCACCCCACACCCAGACUGACAGUCAGCCUCGUGCUGGCUGUGUGGACAGCAACACUGCUCUGUGCAGCGCUAUGACAGCUCACCUCACCAGCAGGACGACACCACAGUGCUCCAGGAUACAAUUCCACGAUGGCUAACUGUUCCAAGCAGAAAAAAAAAACAUUCCUAGGAACAUGCCAGUGAAGGGUUUGAAUUCUCCAUGAGAAAUGAACAGUGGUUUUGUUUUGGGGUUUUCUUUCUUUUAAAUUCUAGUUUAAAGGUCUAAUAACAGAUUUGAGUUCUGCACCUUCUCAUUCCCCCAUCCAGUUAAAGGUAAGAGCAGCCUCAUGUUGAAUUUAGAAACUCUCCAUUAGAGAUAUGUUGCUCCGGAUGUUUAAACACAGCAAAUAAGGGAUGGGAGAGCUCCUGGGAUGAAGUGGGGACAGAAGAGAUGCUGCUGAGAUAGACAGCGACAGAAAGGCAGCAGGCAGGAGGUGGUAGUUUUGUGCUGACACAAUGUACACAUCCCAUUGGAUGUACUAAGUAGAAGAAACCGUGACUCUGCUAAGAUUAACUGCGAGGUGAUCAUUAUUUUACUGUCAAGCCUGCUGUGGUCACUGGUGUCUGGGUAACCUGUACCAGUUUCUAUGGGUCAGAAACACCUUUGCCUUUCAGAAGGCACUGCAGCUUGUCUUUGUAUACGAGUCAUUGGAAUUUAGCAAUUUCUCUAAUAAACCUUGGUCGCCUACAUGGAGAUCUCUCAGUCCUAUGCCAGAUCAAGCCUGCCACCCACAGCAAGGUACUGGCGGCUGAGGCUCUCAUGAGGAGCAGUGCAGCCAAAUGGGAUGCAGUUAUAACCACUGCCCCAGACUAAUCUGUGCCCACAAACUCCUGCUCUUAGAAUUCCCAUGUCGGGUCAGCUUAUGUUUUGGGAGGGAUCAAGAUGUAUUACAUUCGUUUGUGACUCUGCUACACUUGGCUGUGCUGCAGAGGAUGGGCUGGAGCAGGGAGGAUGAUACAUGGUCAGCUCAAACUCCUUCUGAUGCCUCUGCCAGGAGUUUGGAGUGGCAGAAGCAAGGUCAAGUGUUGCCUUAGGAUAUUCCUGUUUGGUUUUUUUCCUCACUAUCAAUUUUCUGUGAUAUGAUUUGGGCAUCUGCAAGUCCUUGAAAAUGGUGAGUGAGAACUUGGAUGAGAUGUCAAAGAAGCCAGGGUCCUCGAGUCUGCUGUUGUCAAGAGGUGUUGCAUGGGCAGCAGCCACUGGGACACACUCUUCUUCUCUGCCCUGCUUCUGCAAAGCUCCUGCAGAAACUCAAAAAGCUCCUUUUGCUGCCCUGCCAGGGCCAGCUUCUCAGGCAGACCUGGCAGCAGAUGGUGUCACUGCAGUACCCAAGGCUGCUCCCAUGGCCCUGGUGCCAGGUGUAACACAAAGCUCUCUGUGGCACAGCAGGAAAGGCAGAAAAAGCGCACAGUUGCAUCCCGACAGAAAAAAGGGGUCGCCCUGAGUUUCCCUCUGCUAUUUGUGUUUUUAAAUAGUCCCAAGCAUUCACAGGGUGCAGCUGUUUUCGGGACGAUGUGCUACAAUGUGAUUUUAUCGGUCACGAGUCAAUUAAACAUCCCACUAAACCAUUCAAUAGCCUUUAAAAACACACAAGCAAAAAAAUCUCAGGCACAGCAGCUCCCUCUGCUGAGUAAAGCUGCCUCUGGUGUUCAGAGCAGCUCCCCGUCCUACCUCUGCCAGCUGGGCCAAGCAGAGGCUGCUGAGGCUGUGGGAGAUGUGAUGUUCCUUUGAUUGAUUCCCAUUGCUUUUUUUCCUCUUCAGUCACGAAGACACGGCUUUUAGUCUGUUAGUCUAAUCAGCACAUUACAGAUUCCUCUCGGAGCUGCAGCCAGGUAGGAGCACAGCAUGCAGGGGAAGACACUCUCUCCUUUUUUACCGGUUUGUUUGUUUUGGUUUUUCUUUUUUUUUUGUUCUUCCACAAAAUAACUAUCCAGAAGCUGCACGUGAAGAAUCGGAGGAGGUGGGGAUGUUUCCAUGGCAUCUCUAUCCCAACCAAGGAGCCUGUCGUGGUGACAAGGACCCGUGGCUCUGCAGCUAUGCUGAUGAGGUCACCAAAAGGUGUUCAAAAGUUUAUUUAGCGGGGGGGCUUAUGAUUUAUAAAUAAAGCCUGUGGAAAGGCUUUCAAUGCACCCUU